UGGGGACAUAAGGGAAAUCUCUGGACCACCCUCUCAAUUUUGUUGUAAACCUAAAACUGCUCCAAAAAUAUUAAUAAUUUAGAAUAUCUUAAUAAUAGUGUAAACUUAAGGGUAGAAUUGCAUUACUAGAAAUGAAGAGACAUUUCAUAAAAAUAAGUGAUAUAACUGACCAGAAUGGGAUUUCCUGCCCUUCCUUCCUAGGGAGCCAGAGGAACUGGCUGGGCUGGCCUCAAUCUUUCCUCCCUAGGCGGGGGAGAAAGAUGCAAAUCAGGUCCUGCUGGGGACCAUCCAAAAGAAAUUCUGUAAGUGAGUCAGAAGUGAAGGACUUUACCCGGUGGACGCGCACCGCGGGGCACCAGCAGAUCUGCGGUUCACACAGGUCCAGCCCCCUCCCUAUUGUCUGCAGCCCCUCAUCCCUCUCGUACUUGGCAUAAGCUGCGCCGCCCACAGACACGCCUGGAAGCCGGUGCGGGUGGAAUGGUAAGCGCGCCGGGUUGCUGCACAAGUCCACGCAGAGGGCGGCCCGGUCGGGUGCUCAGGACUUGGGAGCAGCUGCCUGCAAGGGCCGUGUUCCCAACGCGCCGUUAGAAAGGCGAAGCCAAGGGCGCCCCACGUGCGGAGCCCUGAAGGCGCCCUUCCCGCGCAGCUGGGAGUAGGACGGCUCGGGCUGCACCUGCUGGACGCGCGCGUCCCGGGCGCGGCACGGAGAUUCCGCGAGCAGCGAGCGGAGCAGGGCAAGCGGGUUGUUGUUUGAAUCCGUGAACGUGUGGGAUCCAUGGUGAUUAGGGAUUCAGUAACCUUCACAGACGUGGCCGUGAACUUCACCAGGGAGGAGUGGGCCCUGCUGGACCCCGAGCAGAGGAAUCUCUACAGAGACGUGAUGCUGGAGAACUGCAGGAACCUGGCCUCCAUAGAUUGGGAGACUCAAGAUGAAACCAAAGACUCCACCCCUCAGCAGGAUGUUCUCACUAAAAAAACACUUUAUGAAGCAAACAGAGCGUGUCUCAUGAGCAACAGUUCCUGGCCCUCCACAUUGGGGGAAGACCAGAAAUGCCACAAAAUAGAGGAGAAGCCCAAGCAAAGGGGGCAAAAAUGGAAUCAAGUUGCAGUUGCCCAUGAGAAACGAGAGUCUCUGGUUGGAAACUGUGAAUAUCAUGAAAUGAGGGACAACUCUAAACCUAGCUCAAAGCUUGAGCCUUCACAGGGAGAUUAUACAAGAAAAUAUAUCCAAAUAUGUGACUCAAAUGUUUUGAAACAAAAUCCUGUCUUAACUAAAAGGAAAAUCUACAAAGACAACAUAAAUGAUAGAGCCUUGUGGCAGAGCAUUGAGUGGAUUCCAUGUAGAAGUCAAACAGAGCCAAAAUCAAAGACAAUGUGGAUUGACAAUCCAAAUGAUGUGCUUUGUAUACGUAAUGAAAUGUACAUGGGGGCAAACAUUCAGGAAUGGGAUCCACUGGGAAAAGCCUUCAGUGAAGACAUUUCCCUUACGGCAUAUAAGACUCGUGUUAAAGAGAAAACUCAAGAGUCUAAUUGGUGUGAAAUCACCUUAGGAAAUAGCUUGAUCUAUCCUGUGCAGAUGCAGUCCUAUGCAGCAAAAGCAAAUAAUGAGAAUACUCAAAGUGAGACAGCCUUUGCCCGCAUUUCAAAUUCUAUUUCACACAAGAGAACUAGGAUGGGCAGGAAAAGCUAUCAAUGUCACAAUUGUAGGAAAACUUUUGUUUACCAGUCAUUCCUCAUGAGACACAUGGAAAUUCACACUGGAGAGAAACCCUAUGAAUGCGAGAAAUGUGGGAAAGCCUUUAGAUAUUACUUACAUCUUCGUAAACACUUCAGAAAUCACUUUGCAGAGAAGUCCAAUGAAUGUAAGGAAUGUGGGAAAGCCUUCAGUAAGUCCUCAAAACUUACUGAACAUACAAGGGUUCACACUGGAGAGAAACCCUAUAAAUGCAAAUGUGGGAAAGCCUACACUAAUUCUUCAGGACUUAAAUAUCAUCUAAAGACUCAUCAUUGAAGCCCUGUGCAUGAAUGGAAUGUGGGAAAAGCUUCAUUAAUGUUCUCAAAAUGCUGACUGUGAGAAGGGCAUGUUGAAAAGGAGCUCAAUGAGACAAUGUGUAUAGGAAGGUUUUUCUGAAUUUUUGUAUUUUACAGAAAUGUGAGAGUCCACACAUUUCACAUUCAAAGAAAUCCUGUGAAGUUAAGGCUAUGGAAAGCUUUUGAUCUUCAUCACCUUUAAUAGACAAUUGUCCUCACACUGGAGAGAAAGCCUAUAAACAAGGAAUGUGGAAAAACCUUUGUUGUCUCAAUAUAGAGCCUAAGAACCCACACUGCAGAGACAACUUACCAGAGUAAGGAAUGUGGGAAAGACCCCUUUAGACAUUCACCCCUUAGUUACACAUGAGACCACACUCUGGAGCAGAGACUAUGAUUGGAAUAGAUAUGAGGAAGCCUUCAACCCAGUUCUUCACUUACAGGGCAAAAUGAGUACACAGUAGAUAGGAAACGUGGUAAAUGUUAUGAUUGCCGCUGUGAUCAUUGUCUCAUCCUCUAUUUGGAACCAAAAUUCAUUAUUUCCAAGUUUUUCUUUUCUAAUAAAGUCCUAUAGGAUGAUGUGUAUCCUCUGUACCCUUUCAGCUGUGCCAUAUGCAUUUGAUAGGUAGUAGCUUCAUUACAGUUCACUUACAUAUAUAGGGUCUUGCCAAUGUGAAGCCCUGUCUGAGCUAUCUUUAAUUAAGAUUCAGGAUUAGUAUUUUUUUUGUCUGAUUGUUAUUGGUCAUGAUUUGACUGCAUUAGGGUCAGCGUAUGUGGUCUUUGUGACACUGAUAUAGGGUACUUGUUCUGACUUUAAAUUUCCGUGUGUCAAUUACCCAGCUGUACCUAGUCUUCUAUCAUCUUUUUUUUUUUUGUAUCAUUAAUAUAUAAUCAUAUGAGCAACAUUGUGGUUACUAGAUUCUCCCCAUUAUCAAGUCCCCACCACAUACCCCAUUAUAGUCACUGUCCAACAGCGUAGUAAGAUGCUAUAGACUGACUACUUGUCUUCUCUGUGCUAUACUGCCUUCCCUGUGCCCCCCCUACAUUAUGUGUGCUAAUCAUAAUGACCCUUAUUCCCCUUCCCCCUUCCCACCCAUCCUCCCCAGUCCUAUUCCCUUUGGUAACUGUUAGUCCAUUCUUGGGUUCUGUGAGUCUGAUGCUGCUUUGUUCCUUCAGUUUUUGCUUUGUUUUUAUGCUCCACAGAUUAGAGAAAUCAUUUGAUACUUGUCUUUCUCUGCCUGGCUUAUUUCACUGAGCAUGAUACCCUCUAGCUCCGUCCAUGCUGUUGUAAAUGGUAGGAUUUGUUUUCUUCUCAUGGCUGAAUAAUACUCCAUUGUAUAUAUGUACCACAUCUUCUUUAUCCAUUCAUCUACUGAUGGACACUUAGGUUGCUUCCAUAUCUUGGCUAUUAUAAAUACUAGUGCAAUAAACAGAGGUGCAUAUGUCUUUUUGAAUCUGAGAACUUGUUUUCUUUGGGUAAAUUCCUAGGAAUGGAAUUCCUGGGUCAAAUGGUAUUUCUAUUUUUAGUUUUUUGAGAAACCUCCAUACUGCUUUCCACAAUGGUUGAACUAUUUUACAU
Molecule: messenger RNA, 3607 nt
Organism: Manis pentadactyla (Chinese pangolin)
Lineage: Eukaryota; Metazoa; Chordata; Mammalia; Pholidota; Manidae
Gene: ZNF114
Product: zinc finger protein 114
Exons: 4
Coding region: 776-2011 (411 amino acids)
Biological process (GO): negative regulation of transcription by RNA polymerase II
Molecular function (GO): DNA-binding transcription repressor activity, RNA polymerase II-specific
Source: RefSeq, a predicted model, not a curated record